This is a messenger RNA of Closterium sp. Naga37s-1, 549 nucleotides long. NCBI's taxonomy places the organism in Eukaryota, Viridiplantae, Streptophyta, Zygnematophyceae, Desmidiales, Closteriaceae. The record is from the annotation of a GenBank genome assembly.
AUGGCAGGCGGCGACAUGCUUCCACUCCCGCCGCAUUUCCACCCGCUUCAGGCGCUCUGGCCGUCGCUCUUCAACGCUUCCUCGCUCUCGCUGCCAUCGCAGCAGCUCGCCGAGUCCCUUUUCGACGUCGCAGGCUUCGCCGCCUUCGCCACGCUCUACGCGUUCGCGAUCUCAUUCGUCUUCCCAUGCCCCCCGCAUCAGCCGCUCAUGCUAGGCAAAAGGUCUCCGCAAAUGAAAAUUGGUGGGAGUGCUCUGGCCGCUCGCCCUGAUAGGAUGAGGGUUCCUCUGCUAAGGCGUCUGAGUAACAUUCUUCCGCUGAUUUCUCUCACCUCCAGUUACAUGAGAUUCGCCUUAGUGCUGGUAGCAUGUGCAGCCACGAACUACCUGCUGUGGGCGUACAACGUGUUCUGCUUCCUGCUGCCCACCGUUGUGCCUCGCAUCUUCGAGCAGGAUAUUGCCUCACGAGCUAAAGCUAGUGGCUCAGCUGGAGUGGAGGCAGCGAAUGGUAGCAGCGGUAGUAAAGGAAAGAAAGGUGGUAAGAGCCUGUAA